AUGGAAGCUCGUCCUGAAGCUCGUCCUGAAGCUCGUCCUGAAGCUCGCGUUUACGUGGAAAGAACUUUAGCCUUGAUUAAACCUGACGCUGUUCAUAAAGCGGAGGAGAUCGAGGACGUAAUGCUUCGUUCCGGGUUCUCCAUUGUUCAGAAGCGGCGCGUGCUGCUGAGCCCGGAGCAGUGCAGUGACUUUUAUAAUAAUCAGUUUGGAAAGACAACUUUCUCCAGUCUGACCAGCUUCAUGAGCUCUGGACCCACACUGGCCUACACCCUGGCCCGAGAGAAGGCCAUUGACCACUGGAGGUUCAUCAUGGGACCGUCCAGCAUCAGCAAGGCCCGAGAGACACAGCCUCAGAGUCUCAGAGCUAAAUAUGGCACAUCUGACGUCCAAAACGCAGUGCACGGCAGCGAGUCUUUCACUGAUGCUCAGAGGGAGAUCCGCUUCAUCUUCCCAAACACUGUAAUGGAGCCGUUUCCAUCCAGAGCAAACACAGAGGAGUAUCUGAGCACACGCCUCAGCCCCGCCCUGAUAAAGGGCCUGACUGAACUGUGCAGGCACAAACCGGCCGACCCCUGUACGUGGCUCGCAGACUGGCUCAUUAAAAACAACCCAAAUCAACUUCAGAUCAGUGAUGGAGCCGCAGCAGGAGAAAAGACACAGUGA
Messenger RNA from Periophthalmus magnuspinnatus, 663 nucleotides. It is a transcript of the gene nme5, whose product is annotated as NME/NM23 family member 5. The record is from RefSeq and is a predicted model, not a curated record. Gene Ontology annotation, biological process: UTP biosynthetic process; CTP biosynthetic process; negative regulation of oxidative stress-induced intrinsic apoptotic signaling pathway. The transcript is spliced from 5 exons. Gene Ontology annotation, molecular function: nucleoside diphosphate kinase activity. NCBI's taxonomy places the organism in Eukaryota, Metazoa, Chordata, Actinopteri, Gobiiformes, Gobiidae. Bases 1 to 663 code for a protein of 220 amino acids.